AUGGAUUUCAGCAAACAGGUUUCCGCUUUGAAAGUACGAACCUUGUUGACUGCAGUAUGUUGCGUUUGUGUAAUAUCUAUUGGUUACUCAUACUUCUUUGUACCCAACUUCCACUUUUUGAAACUGUCGCAGGAUAACAUUGAUAACCAGUUGGAGAAUAUCGAGACUUUACUGGUUGCUUCGCGGACGCACACUGUGCCGUUACUCCUGUUUGACAUCGAUAUCUUGCCAAACAUUUUUGUACCAAGAUCCAAGACCUGGAAGGAUACUCUGCAUCAGUGCAAAAUACUAUGUAAGCAUCACCCAGAAGAAAAAAAUGUGAUUACAUUUGCAGCACUUGCCACCAAGUUUAUAGCUUCGAAAGAAGAUUACAUAAACUCUCUAAAACACCUCGGAUUUACGGUUCAUUUGUCAGAAGUAGCUGACCCUAAACAGAAGGGACACUCAAAUCCAGACAUGAUACCAGCUUAUUUAUGGAUGGCACGAAAGAAACAUGUUAUACACAUUGCAUUUUUACAUGAACGAGGUGACGACAUAAAAUAUAUGUGGGUGGGACCAGUUACUGAUCAAGACUGGAUGGAAACCGUAGCAGCUAUAACACCAGCAAUAGGCGAGGGAUGGCAUUCUAUUGAUGCGGUUGGAGCGAAAUUUCCUCGAUAUGCACAAGGGUAUGAUCUUUCUCAUAGAUUUACAGGCUUGCCAAUAUAUAUAGACAACCAUAGAAUUUCAGUACCUUAUCAUAUCCGCGCUUUUCUAGACGAAUAUGCUAAUUCACGUUUCAUAGAGUGUGAUCAUGCAAAAGCUGAAAAUUUCGUGGCAAAAUACGAAAUCGAAAUCCCCCAACAAGAUAAACUCUUCCAAGAGGCCGCGAAAAAAAUGCUAGUUGAAACAAAAAAAAUUUUUGAAAAAAUAAAAGUUCCGUUUUGGAUUACUGGAGGAACUGUUUUGGGAUGGUACCGUCAAUGCAACAUAAUUUCUUACGAUACAAAUAUUGAUAUUGGCAUUUGGAAACACGACUACAAAGAGGAAAUUAUUUCAGCAAUGGAGGAAAAUGGAUUUUUCUUCAAAAGUAAAUUCGGAACGCUGAAAGAAGGCUUAGAACUGGCGUUCUUGGAUAAAUCAGACACGAAGAUAAACAUACAUGUUUUCAGCAAUGGUCACGAUCACGUUACCCAUCUUCGUACACGUAAAGACGGCAAAAGAUUUCUUUUUAGUUAUCCUCCAUUUGAACUUUGCUGGUCGGAAUUUGUCGGUAUAAAAGUUAAAGUUUAUUGCGAUUCUUUGAUGUAUGUCUCACUUUACUUCGGACCUGGAUGGUAUAAACCACAAAAAGAUUGGCUCUGGUACGUCAACUCAAACCAUGCCAUUCCAAUGGGUCAUUGGACUCAACACGAAUGGAAAAGCGUAAUGCAAGUUCACCACAGGGAAUCGAAGAAGGAAAAUUUGAAGAAAUAG
Molecule: messenger RNA, 1455 nt
Organism: Styela clava
Lineage: Eukaryota; Metazoa; Chordata; Ascidiacea; Stolidobranchia; Styelidae
Product: ribitol-5-phosphate transferase FKTN-like
Cellular component (GO): Golgi membrane
Source: RefSeq, a predicted model, not a curated record